This is a messenger RNA of Saccharomyces eubayanus, 1023 nucleotides long. It is a transcript of the gene SED5, whose product is annotated as t-SNARE syntaxin. Bases 1 to 1023 code for a protein of 340 amino acids. Lineage: Eukaryota; Fungi; Ascomycota; Saccharomycetes; Saccharomycetales; Saccharomycetaceae. Gene Ontology annotation, molecular function: SNAP receptor activity; SNARE binding. The transcript has a single exon. Gene Ontology annotation, biological process: vesicle fusion; endoplasmic reticulum to Golgi vesicle-mediated transport; intracellular protein transport. The record is from RefSeq and is a predicted model, not a curated record. Gene Ontology annotation, cellular component: SNARE complex; Golgi membrane; endomembrane system.
AUGAAUAUAAAAGAUAGAACUUCAGAAUUUCAACAAAGCGUGUUGAGUUACAAGAAAAGAAACAAAAACUUUAAACAGCAGCAAAGAGAGCGUGUUCAAGAACAAGAAAAUGGAAACUCUGCUGACAGCACAACCAAGAAUGGGAAACCCGUGUCAGAGUUUCAAAAAAAAGCCUCUGGCAUAGCCCAUGAAAUUUCAUCUACCGCCCAAUUACUAUCUAAAUUAGCCGUCCUGGCCAAGAGGAAACCAAUGUUCAAUGAUAACCCCAUCGAGAUUGCAGAGCUGUCGUUCUUAAUAAAGAGGAAGAUCUACGCCAUUGAACAGAGCCUAGUACAGUUGAGUCAGCUCAAGAAGAACGACGCGAAUGGCAACGCAUCAAAUCAAUCUUCUAACCAACCAAACGCCGUACAGCACUCCAAAAACGUCGUGAACCUUCUAAACACGCAAAUGAAAAAUAUAUCGGGGAAUUUCAAAGACGUAUUGGAGGAAAGACAACGAUUGGAAAUGGCAAACAAAGACAGAUGGCAAAAGCUCUCCACCGACACGGAACACGCCCAAACAGAAGAUCAUACACAGAGCAACAAUGCAGUGGAUAUGACCACCUACAACAACUCCAACCCGUUCAUGACUUCGUUACUCGAUGAAUCCGCAGAGAAGAAUAAAAACUCAUCCAACCAAGGUGAACUAUCUUUCCCUCAAAACGAUUCUCAGUUAAUGCUAAUGGAGGAGGGCCAACUAUCCAACAACGUCUACUUACAAGAGAGAAACAGAGCUGUGGAGACAAUAGAAUCUACCAUCCAAGAAGUGGGGAACCUUUUCCAGCAACUGGCCUCCAUGGUCCAAGAACAGGGUGAGGUCAUCCAGAGAAUCGAUGCUAACGUAGACGACAUUGACUUGAACAUCAGCGGUGCUCAAAGAGAACUGAUGAAGUACUUCGACAAGAUAAAAAGUAAUAGAUGGUUAGCCGCGAAGGUUUUCUUUGUCAUCUUUGUAUUCUUCCUGUUUUGGGUCCUAGUCAAUUAG